AUAGGACAGAAGCAUUAAUAUUGCUAUAACUAAUCAUGAUCUUCUAUUUUGCAAUAUUUUUCCCAUUUGUACUCGUUUCGGCCAUUUCAAGUGGUCGAGUUGACCUUCUGGUGUUUUCGUCGGUGGAAACAUCGAGAUUUGGAGUGAAGACGGUCAAAUUUCGAGCACUAAACGAAGAAAUAGAACUGAAAUUAGAACCUGCUGGCGAAAUAUUGGCGGAAAACUUCGCACUUCUUGAUGCGAACAAUCGAAUACUUGACUCGUUAAUGAAGACGGCAGCAAGGUGUUAGAAGUGUUAUGAUGUGUGCAUUUCUGUACGACAAAUCUACAUCUCUG
Messenger RNA from Centruroides sculpturatus (bark scorpion), 336 nucleotides. Its product is annotated as venom metalloproteinase antarease-like TtrivMP_A. The record is from RefSeq and is a predicted model, not a curated record. The coding region runs from base 36 to 290 and encodes 84 amino acids. NCBI's taxonomy places the organism in Eukaryota, Metazoa, Arthropoda, Arachnida, Scorpiones, Buthidae. The transcript has 3 exons.